Aspergillus candidus is the source of this 1374-nucleotide messenger RNA. Its product is annotated as MYB DNA-binding domain protein. NCBI's taxonomy places the organism in Eukaryota, Fungi, Ascomycota, Eurotiomycetes, Eurotiales, Aspergillaceae. Gene Ontology annotation, molecular function: DNA-binding transcription factor activity, RNA polymerase II-specific; RNA polymerase II cis-regulatory region sequence-specific DNA binding. Gene Ontology annotation, cellular component: nucleus. The transcript is spliced from 2 exons. The record is from RefSeq and is a predicted model, not a curated record. The coding region runs from base 338 to 1207 and encodes 289 amino acids. Gene Ontology annotation, biological process: regulation of DNA-templated transcription.
AAUCCAUUCAUUGACUUUCCACAAACCACCCAUCUCCCCGGUUGAGAUCGAGUCACUGAGUUCCUGACAAAUCAUCUCUUCUCGAACAUUAAAAAAAAGGAAGAAAGAAAGAAAGAAGGUUUAAAAAAGAAGGAGAAAAAAAAAACGAGUGCCUGGAACCUCAAAUCAUCUUGGUUCAUUCUCCCAUACUCAGGUCUUCUCCAUUCUUCGGCUUCCUUUUUGAGUUGAUCUCGCCAAAAGGACUGGCCGAACAUUUGGACCAACUCGGACGGCCCCUCCCUCGCUUUUGAUCAAAGGAAAGACAAAAAAGAAGGAUCUCUCCUUGCGAAUCGCGCAUAUGAUUGCGUUACAAAACCAGCCUAUCCUACCCCCCGCCAAAGUGGAUAUCUCACUACUACUAAAACCUCAAGAUGAGGAGGAGACGGCACCGGUGACCUCUGCGUCCACCCUUCCACCGAAUCCACUGCCGCCGGCGCCCAUGGCCCCUGCGAUGUCAGUACCCGCCCCGAACCCGGUCCCGACGGUGGCACCUUUCCCCAUCAAGGCGUCGAGCUCGGUGCCAGCCAAGCGCCUCCACCCUGGCCACGCCGCGGAAUCGCCCGCCAAAAAGCAGUCUAAAUGGUCACCAGAAGAAGAUGCCUUGAUUAUCGAGCUACGGGGAAGUGGCAUGAAGUGGGAAGAUAUCAGCAAGCGACUUCCCGGACGAAGUGCGAUCAGCUGCCGCCUCCACUAUCAGAAUUAUUUAGAGCGCAGGAGCGAAUGGGAUGAAGACAAAAAGAAUAAACUUGCGAGGCUAUAUGAGAGAUUCAAAGCCGAAAUGUGGUCCAAGGUAGCCGAGGAAAUGGCGAUUCCUUGGAGAGCGGCAGAGGCCAUGCAUUGGCAAUUGGGAGAACAGGAGAUGGCCCGCCGAGCCGGUGUUGUUCCUUUCUCGCUGUCGAGCACAGCCAUCGACCCGCCAGCCCCGAGAACCCGCAGAGCGAGCACGUCUCUAUCCAGGCCGAGAAAACCAUCCGUCUCACGCGUCAUCCAAGCCCCACAACUCCCAUCCGUCGAAGAGCUCACAGCUGGUGUUCCCGCAUAUGCGCCUACGCCGCCGCCAUUUGCAUUUCCACGAGAUCCCUACCGAGUAGGACGACCGCUAGAUUUGGCCAGCAGUCACGGUCACCUGGGCCCUGCGCUUGGCCCGCCCCCUCGGACCCUUCCUUAGGGUCAAAUCUUACGACAUCUAUGUGUUUAUUUUGCGUGUUACGAAUUGCAUAGCGCUGGUUGGAGGCAACCCUUGUGGUGAUUUUGUUUUUCAUAGAUUAUUCUUGUGAAUAUGUGCGCGCUUCCCUUUUUUCAUUUUUAUCUUUAUUUUUUGUUUUCCUUUGUUUG